Molecule: messenger RNA, 393 nt
Organism: Eupeodes corollae
Lineage: Eukaryota; Metazoa; Arthropoda; Insecta; Diptera; Syrphidae
Product: cecropin-A2-like
Exons: 2
Coding region: 67-264 (65 amino acids)
Biological process (GO): defense response to Gram-negative bacterium; defense response to Gram-positive bacterium; antibacterial humoral response
Cellular component (GO): extracellular region
Source: RefSeq, a predicted model, not a curated record
ACACAUAUCAAUUAUUCACUUACUAUCCCUUUACUAAGACUGAACAUAAAUAAAUCUUCAUCCAAGAUGAAUUUCGCUAAAUACUUUAUAGUAAUUGUUGCUAUUGUCCUUGUUGUCUUCACAGGAAAAUCGGAAGCUGAUUUUUGGAAAAAACUUGGCAAGAGUAUUGAAGGAGCUGGCCAACGAACACGAGAUGCAACAUUCCAAGGACUUCAAUUGGCACAAGCCGCAGCUAAUGUAGCUGCAACAGCCAAACAAGGAUAAUGUAUUUUUAGGUUUCAAUUAUUUUCGUAAUGUCAUUUUUAUCUUUGCCUCGAUCAAUUAUGUUUUAUUCUAUUUUGAAAAAGUUACUUCUAAUUUUGUAUUAAAUGUAAAACAAUUUUGCCACCUAAA